AUGACACUGCCUAUGAUUGGAUACCCUUACAUGUGGGAGCGUGGGAAAGGGACUGCUCGCUGGGUGGAGGAGCGCUUGGAUAGAGUGGUGGCGAAUAUUGACUGGCUGCAGGGCAAUGAUAGGGCGAGGGUCUUUAAUAUUCAAACUGACUCGUCAGAUCAUACUGCGCUGUUUCUGGAUAUAGGAGGGGUGGAUCAUGUGUUGAGGCCCCGGGGUUUCCGGUUUGAGAAUGCAUGGCUACUGGAUGGUGGUUGCAGGGAGGUGGUGGAAAGGGAGUGGUCUAAUACUCCAGGUUUGGCGUUACAGGCCAGGCUUGGUGUGUGUGGCUUGGGUUUGAGGAGGUGGGGUGGUGAUCGCCAUCAUAAGUAUGGGAAACGGGUUGAAGGUAUAAAGAAGGAGAUGAAUGGUUUACGGGGUAGUCGUGAUCCUGUUUCUUUGGCUCGGUUUAGGCAGCUUGAUGAGCAGUUGAGUGUGGUGCUAGCUCAGGAGGAGGCUUUCUAA
Messenger RNA from Ipomoea nil (Japanese morning glory), 501 nucleotides. RefSeq lists its product as uncharacterized. The record is from RefSeq and is a predicted model, not a curated record. Bases 1 to 501 code for a protein of 166 amino acids. NCBI's taxonomy places the organism in Eukaryota, Viridiplantae, Streptophyta, Magnoliopsida, Solanales, Convolvulaceae. The transcript has a single exon.